This is a messenger RNA of Kuraishia capsulata CBS 1993, 291 nucleotides long. RefSeq lists its product as uncharacterized. Bases 1 to 291 code for a protein of 96 amino acids. The transcript has a single exon. NCBI's taxonomy places the organism in Eukaryota, Fungi, Ascomycota, Pichiomycetes, Pichiales, Pichiaceae. The record is from RefSeq and is a predicted model, not a curated record.
AUGAGCUACGAGCUAAAAGACGGUAAAGAUCAAAAAUUGCACAUUCUGCCGUGCAGAAUACGCUCUACCGCUCACAUCGAUCUCACGACAUGGUCGCGUAACGAAUCCGAGAGCUAUUUGCGUGGGAGACAUUUGAAGUGCGAGACGCUAGCCACGAAAGGAUAUCUAUUGAAGAACACCAAUGGCACAUACCAGACUGUGGGAAAUUUGAACAAGACCGUGGAUUGGGAUGGUGGCUGGAGCAAAAAGUUGAGCGAAUGGAACGAUAUCAACGACGCUAUCAUGGAGUAA